GCAGGCGGAUUAGGCUCUCGGAGAGCCCGUCGAGUGCGAUUGUGCUCGUUGCCCGUGGCGGGAGGGGCGAGGAUCGAAGCGCCGGCGAGUCGAAGCUGCACCGCGGCACAGCGCGAGGGCGAAGCGAAGGGAAGGCAGGCCAGGCCAGGCCGGGCCGGGCCGGGCCGGGUUGUUCAGGACGCGGAGGAGGGAGGGAGGAAAGGAAGGAAGGAAGGAGCGACUGGGAGAUGAACCUUUACAGCGGAUAAAUUUAAUAAGUGUAAGAGCGCGGCGGUGCUAGGCUGACAGACGUUUCGUUGGCAGCGCUUCAGCACAGACUCAGACUGAGACUGGCACGCGGGUGAGCGACCACCACCAGCCCGGACGAACACGCUCCCACCAAGUAGUGACCAGCCGUCCAGUGUCAAAGACCAGUUUCAACCGGUUUGCCCGGCUGGUGACCCCCAGACAGCCGAUCCCCCCGAAAGCCCGGCUCCCUGCGCUCGCCCGGCGGCCACCGCCGCCGCCGCCGCCACCAUGGCAUCUCUGGAAGAGCGGGGGGACGUGGGAGUGGCGGCCGCGGCGGGCUCCUCCUCGGCCGGCCUGGGGGUGGGCGCGCCGGGGGGCGGCAUGGAGCCGGCCGCAGGGGGCGCCGUGCUGGCGGGGAUGCAGGAGGAGGCCGGGAUCGGAGCCGGGGUGGGCCUGCGCAGAGAGGGAGCCGGGCCCGAGGCCGACCAGGACGCGCCCCCCAAGAAGCGGGCGAGGCCGCAGGAGGGCGAAGCCGUCAAGCUGGAGGAGCGACUCUACUCGGUGCUGUGCUGCACCGUGUGCCUGGACCUGCCCAAGGCCUCCGUGUACCAGUGCACGAAUGGACACCUCAUGUGUGCCGGUUGUUUCAUCCACCUGUUGGCGGACUCCCGGCUGAAGGAGGAGCAGGCCACCUGCCCCAACUGCCGCUGCGAGAUCAGCAAGUCUCUGUGCUGCCGCAACCUGGCCGUGGAGAAAGCUGUGAGCGAGCUGCCCUGCGACUGCGGGUUCUGCAUGAAACAGUUUCCCCGGAGCGUGCUGGAGCGCCACCAGAAGGAGGAGUGCCAGGACAGAGUCACCCAGUGUAAGUACAAGCGCAUCGGCUGCCCCUGGCAGGGACCUUUCCAUGAGCUCACGGCCCAUGAGGCCGAGUGCAGCCACCCCACCAAGACGGGCAACGAGCUCAUGGACAUAUUGGACGAGAUGGACCAGAACCACCGCAAGGAGAUGCAGCUCUACAACAGCAUCUUCAGCCUGCUGUGCUUCGAGAAGAUCGGCUUCACAGAGGUGCAGUUCCGACCGUAUCGCACGGACGACUUCAUCACGCGGCUGUACUAUGAGACACCGCGCUUCACGGUGCUCAACCAGACCUGGGUUCUGAAGGCACGCGUCAACGACUCGGAGCGCAACCCUAACCUGUCGUGUAAGCGUACGCUGUCUUUCCAGCUCAUCCUGAAGAGCAAGGUCAACUCUGCGCUUGAGUGCUCCUUCCUCUUGCUUAAGGGUCCCUACGACGACGUAAAGAUCAAGCCCGUCAUCCACCACCACGUCUUCAGCAACGACGCCAACGAGACGGACUACGUGCCCUUGCCCAUCAUCGACUCGGUGGAGUGCAACAAGCUCCUGGCAGCCAAGAACAUCAACCUCCGCCUCUUCAUCUUCCAGAUCCAGAAGUAAUGGGAGGUGGAAGAGGAGAAGGGAGGACUGCUGGCGGUUCGGGAGAAAGGGAGGGUGGAAGUGGGAAUACUGGGGUAGAGGGUGGGAAGGGGCUCUUGGGUUGGAUUGUUACCCCCCACAGAAGCAGGCUGCUGUAAACUUCAACACAACCGAGCAGGAGAGAUGAAACGGGCAGUUGGCUUCGGAGAGCACCAUUGAACCAGUUACCUCUUUGCAGAAGCGCACGAUGCUGUCACUCCACAGGACCUGAUGGUGGGAGGGCAGAGGCGGGGCUCGCACCAAAAUGAAGUAGUGAAUCUCCCCAAAAUGUCUGCAUCUCGCCUGCUUUGCCGCACCGGUCUGCGAGCCCCUUUGCUGGCAGGUUGUCUUCGCUGCGUCCUUUGCUUUGUCUCCUUUUGACAUUUGACGGACCGGGAAGCGUGCACGUUCACAAGCCGCUGGCCACGUGGUGGAGCAUCUGUAGGAAUGGGCCUCGCGCUCACGGCACGGCACGGCACGUGACCGGUGCAGGUGGAGAACGUGUCUCCUCAAUCAAUGUGAAUGCCUUUCGGUAUCUGCUUAAGAGCCACUGUCCUUGGACAAGGAGGGACUCCUCACCUACGAGUGUCCCCCAGUGACGGUCUCGCAUCUCCGGGAGGAAGAAGGUGCGUGCCAAACCAGCAGGACCACAUGUGGCGCCUGCUCAUGUGACUACACAAGAAAUGUCCUCCUCCUCCUCCUCUGCAGGAGGGUGAACCAACCUUGAACUUUGCACGUGGAUUUCUUGGAAGGACGUGUCCGCUGGUCAGUCCAAAUCUAUAUCCAAAUGAACGCCGAGGUCAAGACCAAGUGCAGCUGUGUCACACCCUGUUAAGCGUACAGAGACCUUGAUGCCCAUCGUACUGUCGGGGUCUGGAAAAGUUGGAGAGCAUCCGGGAAAGGAAGCGAUGCCUCGACCGUUGAGGCUCCUCCAUGCAGGACUGGUCGAGAGCGGGCUGUGUCGACCGCUUCCUUCCAGAUUCGCACCCUCCCUUCUCGCUCAUUCACACGCAAGAACCGUAAAGAGGACCUUGGUGCGAGCUUAGCUGGGGUGCCGUGUUGAGGGCUCUGACGUCGGAGAGGAUAGACCGGCGGCCACUGGGAUCGACAGGAGGCCCGGUGUGAGUCGACCUCGGUCAUGGCAUCAGUACAACACUGGACUGUAGCGCCCCCUCCUGAUUGAACAAACUAAACGCUGAAUUUUGAUCAUAGAAACCGUGUUUUAUUUUAAGAUGAAACAUUUCCCUGUUUUAGGACAGCAGAGAGGGAGUGCAGUUUGACCUUUCACCUUCCACAUGCUAAAAAAAACACAAAACAACUGAACCUAGCGUGCGUGCUUUUAAUUUUCCUUUUAAGGGUACUCUUAGUUGCAUAUGCGGAACCCUGUAAGCUAACCUGUACGUUUGGUUUCUUUUUAACUGAAGUAUUUAAAUAUCUGUGAAUUUUUGCCUCUUUAGACUGGUUUCUCGUACCUGUGCUUAGGAUACUUGACCAGGGCAACUAUGUUACCUUGAGUUUGCAUUAUUUUUGAGGAGCAAUCUGUGUAUUGCAUUAAAUUUAAUAUGAUGCGUACUGUGAAUCAGACUUGACUUGUUUGAUUAUAGCCGAGUGGCUGCAGAAAUGCAGGUGGAGCAGGAGGUGGAGGAGACGGUGGCGUGUGGAGCAGGGCCAGGAAGAGUGGCUUUGAACUUGUCGAGGUGGGAAACGUCUCAGGCCGUAAUGGUUGAUGGUUCGAGUCUCCAAACUGUUGCCCACCUCCCUUAACUUCCCCUUUUCUUCCUUCCGUCUUCAAGCUCCUUGCGUUUUAGUAGCGGAUGGAGAGUCUUGUGUCGAUUUUGAGACGUACCGCUCCCCUCCCGUCCUUUUGCUGUGGCUCCCUGUUGGGGGUGGGGGGGUGCCUCACCUGUUGGUUCCAUCUCCUCAGCCAAACCUGCUGUUCACUGGGGGCCACAGCCGAGGAGUGGAGUGGGAGUCUCAUAACAGCCCACUCAACAGGGGGCGCUAGAGAGUUAUCUUCGAGCUCUUCAGAUUGGCCAACUGCCCGCAUCUCCCAGAGGAGUCCUUGGGAAAUUUUCUGCUAAAGCUGCAACUCUUGACAUUUCUUUGUCUCUCUCUGUCUCCCUCUCUCUCUCUCUCUCACACACACAGAAACACACACACGUGUAUCUCCUCACACUACGGUUGGAGGAACCAGAAGCACAGCUCACACAGUGGCCCUGGGUCAGCAGUUGAGCUCUCGCUGUAACACUAAUGGUCACACUGAGCACCCUCCCCCCCCCCCCCCCGCCAGCAGAACCCCCCGAAAAGUUGUUUGUACUUUGUGUUCAAAGCCUUAUGGUGACGAGGGGCUGUUUCACCCCCCGAAACUCUCACAGUUGCUGCAAACGGCCCUUUCGUUAAAGCUCUUGUGUGAAAAGUGCAGAGACGUUGUGAAAUGCUGUCCUUACCUCGAACCCGCUGCCAGGAUCUUGGUCUUUACACUGAAGUAGUGUGACCGAGUGGGGCUCCGUGAGACACGCGGCUCUGUAGGUGGACCCCCGUGCUGAAUGAAGAAACCUUCAUCAAGGACCCAGGAGGGACUUGAGAACUCAGACCCUGGGUUCUGAGAACCUCGAGCCUGAAGCGGAACUGACCUGUUCGUGACUUUCCCACAAUCGCAGUGAAUAACAGUUUAACAGCGCAAAUGUCCCCUGAUUUAGGUUCUGUACAAAUUUAAACUGUACCUAUAAUAAAUACAUUGUAAGUCUAUUAUUUUAUUAACUUUGAGCUACAAUAAAAUUGAAACCAACUUAAAAAGAGUAGAAAUUCAUUCCAUAAAGUUGCGCAACGUUCGUCUUACUGACCCUGAGGAGCAGCAGACAGGAGCUGUAAACACUGGAAGUGAGCUCAAUAAUGGUGGUUCUAUGCUGCUCUUCAAAAGCUCUUUACUGCUAGCUGUACUCUGAAAUGCAGCUCACGUUUCCAGAAAUUUGACAAAGCGAAAUUGAAGUGUGUUAAACAUUAAAAUUCUUACAGCCACUGUUAGUAGCACAAGUUCAAGUACAUGUGGAGUCGUUUCAGCGCCGAAGGUUCGAAUGCUACCACCUGGACAGCACUUGAGCAGACAUUAAGCCACAGGAGUGGCCUUGAAAAUGACAAUGUGUGUUUUCCACUGGUGUUCCCUUCCAUACACUGCAGGGCGACUCCACAGUCAGUGGAGAAAGUGCAUUGUGAGGACGGUCGGGGAAAUCGAGGAAACGGGAAAUUCGUGCCACUGCCGCACCGCCUGGUGCUCGUGAGGCCCACUGCUGUCCUGCAGGUCUCACCUGCUGGAGUUCCACCUCCUUUCUGGAUGGUUCUGAACACAGCUCUUCGUUGCCAUUAAUCGACGACUGCGGUAGACCCAGAGUACCUGCACCACGCUACCCACCUGUGGACAGGAAGGGAACUGCGGCUCCCGCUUCUAAACGGACGCAUUUACUCAUUGAUUCAGCCCAUUUCUCCAAGGUGACGUACAUACGUACAAUUCGGAGUAAACGUACGCGCAUCCGCAACAGAUAAAGAGAAACAGACAUGAUUCUGAAAGUAGUGGAAGUGUAAGGAGCACACAGGAGAUCGGGAACAAAGCGCCUCUCGAAAGAGGUGCUGUGCCGUCUCCAACCUCUUUGACAUCAAGGUUCCACGGUACAGGAUAUUUUAGAGGCACCAGAGCUGAAGUGUGUAACGCUCCUGUUGGCCGCAAAGGGACACCGCGAUGAGGCGUUCCUUUCCCCGUUCAUUGGCUGCGGGUGGGUUCAUCCCUCCAGAGGCCGAGUUUCGUGCCGCUCGGCGCGACGAAGGAUCGAGAUCGGUGACCCGCGGCAGAGCCGUCAAACGGAGGCUGGAGAUGAGCUGGAGAGGCGUAGAAAAUAAUCGGCUUAAAGAAUGACCGACCUGGAGGCCGAAGCCCUGCUCUUCCUAUAAAUCCAUAUUAAUUAGCGCUUGAUUGACACCCAGGACACCAGGUGAGGUGACUCGCUAUCCUGUUAAUUACCGCAGCCGAGCAAUUUGGAGCCGAGGUUCACGAAAAAGCAGCGCAUCUUGUGGCUGUCGAGGAGCUGGGUUGGACACCCCAAUUUAUUUUUCCUACGCUUCCGACCUCGUUCAUACGCAACACGCAUGUCUAAUGAGCAGCUCUAAUUGGGCUGAGUGGGGGGGUGGGGGGGUUUGAGUGGAUCUCUGGUGUAGGGGACCGUGUCCAUUAUCCGGGGACUGACGCAGCACCGUCGUUCAGGACCCACUUCAAGAUGAUCCCCUGCCACUGACCCUGAGCACUCGAACCCUCCUCUUUAUCUGGAAAAUUUCAUCUGAAAACAUAGUGUGUGUAUGAACAGCAGUCAGAGACACGUCUAGGGGGACGAGCAGUGUUAUUACACAUGUGUAGUUACUGUAUAGGAUACUAUAAUUAUUGUAUAGCGGGGGGCGGGGGGGGUGGAGAAAUGGAACUGCGGCCCAUUGACAAGCGGAAGUAUCAGGAUGUAAUUCCCCCGUCGCCACCAGAGGGCAAUGUGGUAAAAGCAGUGGAGCACAUGGGCUCAUCAGUGCUGGAGAAAAUACGAGAAAUGGCCUGAAAAUGUGUGUUUUAGUGGUGCCACGUGCUGCAUGCGAGAUGCUCGCAAUAAGUGGACGGUGGGGGCUGUUUGUUGGCCCGGGGACGAGCGGGACGGUUCUGCUGCGUGUGGUUAACGCUCCCAAUGAUGAGGGCAGGGCAGGGCAGGGCA
Molecule: messenger RNA, 6440 nt
Organism: Scleropages formosus (Asian bonytongue)
Lineage: Eukaryota; Metazoa; Chordata; Actinopteri; Osteoglossiformes; Osteoglossidae
Gene: zftraf1
Product: zinc finger TRAF-type containing 1
Exons: 4
Coding region: 517-1683 (388 amino acids)
Cellular component (GO): nucleus
Molecular function (GO): zinc ion binding
Source: RefSeq, a predicted model, not a curated record